UCAAUUUUACAAAAUUGAUAUUAUAGUAAGGACUAGUAUGUUUUUUAGAUUAGAUUAUUAUUCUUUUAUAUUAAUUAUUUUAAGAGUUUGGAUUAUAGGCUUAAUAUUUAUGAGUUUAGUAAAUGAAAAAAUAAAAUUAAAGAUAAAGAUAUUUGUAUUUAUUAUAAUAAUAUUAAUUAUUAUAACUUUUUUUUCUGUAAAAAAUAUAAUUUUAUUUUAUUUUUUUUUUGAAUUGAGAUUAAUUCCUACUUUUUUAAUAGUAAUUUAUUGAGGAGCUAACCCAGAACGAUUAAGAGCUUCUUAUUAUUUAUUAAUAUAUACUAUAAUUAUUUCAUUACCAUUAUUAAUUUAUUUAAUUAUAAUAUAUAAUAUUAAUGGAAGAUGAGAUAUAUAUAUGUUGGUAGAAUAUAAUCAAGUUAAAUUAAGAUUUUGGAGAAUAUGAAUUAUUAUAGGUGCUUUUUAUAUUAAAAUACCUAUUUAUUAUUUUCAUAUUUGAUUACCUAAAGCUCACGUGGAAGCUCCUGUGUAUGGGUCUAUAGUUUUGGCUGCUAUUUUAUUAAAGAUAGGAAGUUAUGGAUUAGUACGAAUUAUUAAUAUUUUUUUAAAAUAUAUAAUUAUGUAUAAUAAUUUUAUAAUUAGAAUUAGAAUUAUUGGAGGUUUGAUAACUAGGUUUAUUUGUUUUUUGCAAAUUGAUAUAAAAAGAUUAGUCGCUUAUUCGUCAGUUGUUCACAUAAAUUUAAUAUUAUGUAGAUUAAUAAGAUUUAAAAAAUUAGGAUUUGUAAGAGCUUAUAUUAUUAUAAUUUCACAUGGGCUUUGUUCAUCUGGGUUAUUUUAUAUAGUUAAUUUAUAUUAUAGACGUACUAAUAGACGAUUAUUGUUACUUAAUAAAGGAAUAAUAAAUGUUUUACCAGGAUUAACUUUAUGAUGGUUUUUAUUAUGUGCUACAAAUUUUUCUUUUCCUUUAUGUAUAGCUUUUAUUGGAGAAGUGUAUAUAUUUAUAGUAUUAAUUCAUGUAAGAAUAUUUUUAAUAUUUUAUUUAAUAUUAAUUAGAUUUUUUAGGAGAGUUUAUUCCCUAUAUUUAUUUUCUUACAUUCAGCAUGGAGAGAUAGUAUUGAUAGGUAAGUGUAAAGAUAGAAAAAUAAUUGAAUAUAUGGUAGUAAUUUAUCAUUAUUGGCCGUUAUUAAUAAUUUUAUUAAAU
Messenger RNA from Harpegnathos saltator (Jerdon's jumping ant), 1198 nucleotides. RefSeq names its product NADH-ubiquinone oxidoreductase chain 4-like. The record is from RefSeq and is a predicted model, not a curated record. The annotation marks the transcript as partial. The transcript has a single exon. Gene Ontology annotation, molecular function: ubiquinone binding; NADH dehydrogenase activity; NADH dehydrogenase (ubiquinone) activity. Lineage: Eukaryota; Metazoa; Arthropoda; Insecta; Hymenoptera; Formicidae. Gene Ontology annotation, biological process: ATP synthesis coupled electron transport; electron transport coupled proton transport; aerobic respiration. Gene Ontology annotation, cellular component: respiratory chain complex I.